UUCCUGUAUGCUGUUGCUGCCGGGUGUCCAUGGCCCGCACCCCCAAGCUGCCACUGCAGCAGUCAGAGUGGCAGCCGGAGGCUUGGUCCAUGCUGUGCCCUCCGCACGGUGCUGGUGAGGCUAAGCAAGAGGCCUCCACAUCUCAAUACCUAGGAGAGCAGGGAAGGAGUCUCACCAGGGUAAAGGACCAUGUUACGCCGCAAGCCCUCCAAUGCCAGUGAGAAGGAGCCCACUCAGAAGAAAAAGCUCUCCCUUCAGCGCUCCAGCAGCUUCAAGGAUUUUGCCAAAUCCAAACCCAGCUCCCCCGUGGUGAGCGAGAAGGAAUUUAAUCUGGAUGAUAAUAUUCCAGAAGAUGACUCAGGUGUUCCCACCCCAGAGGAUGCUGGGAAAAGUGGCAAAAAGCUGGGGAAGAAAUGGAGAGCAGUGAUUUCCCGAACCAUGAACAGGAAGAUGGGCAAAAUGAUGGUGAAGGCCCUGUCAGAGGAGAUGGCAGACACGCUGGAGGAGGGCUCAGCCUCCCCAACGUCUCCAGAUUGCAGCCUUGACAGCCCUGGCCCUGAGAAAAUGGCCCUGGCCUUUGCUGAGCAGGAGGAGCAUGCACUCCCAGUGCUCAGCCGCCAGGCAUCAACGGGCAGUGAGCUCUACAGCCCCAGCACAGGCUCCGGCAGCUUUGGGGAGGAAUCACCUGCUCCGCUGCACAUAGGACCCUUCUGUGGCCGAGCUCGAGUUCACACCGACUUCACUCCCAGCCCCUAUGAUCACGACUCGCUGAAACUGCAGAAAGGAGACGUGAUCCAGAUCAUUGAAAAGCCACCUGUGGGCACAUGGCUGGGCCUGCUCAAUGGAAAGCUGGGCUCUUUCAAAUUCAUCUACGUGGAUGUGCUGCCUGAGGAGGCUGUGGGGCCUGCCCGCCCCAGCCGCCGACAGAGCAAGGGCAAAAGGCCCAAGCCCAAGACUCUGCAUGAGCUGCUGGAGCGCAUUGGCCUGGAGGAGCACACAUCCACCCUGCUUCUCAAUGGCUACCAGACACUGGAAGACUUCAAAGAGCUACGGGAAACACACCUCAAUGAGCUGAACAUCAUGGACCCACAACACCGGGCCAAGCUGCUCACGGCUGCCGAGUUGCUGCUGGACUAUGACACUGGCAGUGAGGAGGCCGAAGAGGGUGCUGAGAGUGGUCAUGAGCCAGUGCUGCACACAGUGUCAGAACCCAAGGUGGACAUCCCACGGGACUCCGGAUGCUUCGAGGGCUCCGAGAGCGGGCGUGAUGAAGUGGAGCUGGCAGGCGCUGAGGAGCAGCUGCAAGGCCUCUCCCUAGCUGGGGCACCUUGAGGUAGAGGUGGCGCAGGCCAAGGUUGGGCCUGAGCUGCAGAGGUCGCAGGGAUGAAACGCCUGGGCCCAGAGGACAGUGCCAAGCCUGGUCCUGCUUUCCCAGGGUCACUUACAGCCACAGGCAUGGCCAGAGCCCUAUAAGCUCCACCUGAAGUGGACAAAGGGACACCCAAAGGCACAUCCCACCUGCCAGACCCCUCCCUCUUCCAACGACUGACAGUACAGCCCUCCUGGCACCACCCACUCCCCUAGGCCACAGCCUUAGCAGGUGGGAUAUCAAGGGAAGAAAGCCCAGUGUACCACACUUUCCUUCUCCCUAACUGUCUCAGAGGUCUGGCUGCCCAGUCACGAUGAGAUUUGAACCAAGCGCUUUCCCCCUCUGGGCUUUGUACUUGCCGAAUAGAACGGGUAGUCACUGAGGACCUUCCUGGCCAGCUGACACUCUAGGAUUUUAAAUGCCUGCUCUCCUGCUACCUGUGGCCUGGGGCACCAGUGGAGUUUAUUGAAGAGGCUGGAGGAGCCUCCGGCUUUCAAGUGAAUCGGUUCGUCCUGCCUAUUUCACACCUUCAAUGUGCCAGCCUAAGCUGCAACUUCCUCCGGUUUAAAACAAUGCCUAUACCUUAUAUAAUGUGUGCCCCCUUCUGUCCCUGGCCCUCUCAAAUUAGACUUCCCACCAGACUAAUAGCAGGUGGUCAUACGCGGCUUCCAAGGACACAGAUGCCCCUCAGAUGCCAGUUGCAGGUCUAGGUCCAGACUUGGCCAUGUGUGUGGGUCCUUACAAGCGAAGAAAGCACCAAGCUUGACACUGAGAAGGCCACUGGCUGACACUGCUUUGCUGAUGUUGUGGUGUGCCUUGAGCUGCAGAGAGUGCGGAGUGCAUCUGGUGAUAAAGGCCUCCCUUGACCCCAGUAGCCAAUCUUUGCCACAUGAAUCACCCAGAAGAGCCCUUCCCUGGUACAGGACAAACAGUGCCCACUACCUCUAGGACUGCCUGCUUUGUAGUCACACUUCUUGACCUGCUAUCAGGAACUUUGGGACAAGCUAGCUUUGGGGAAGGGGCUAGGUAUAAAUAUGAAGGGGUGGAGGGAGACAAAUAAAGAAGAAAUAAAAUAUAGGUAGAAUUAAA
Messenger RNA from Chinchilla lanigera (long-tailed chinchilla), 2458 nucleotides. RefSeq names its product SAM and SH3 domain containing 3 (gene Sash3). The record is from RefSeq and is a predicted model, not a curated record. Bases 190 to 1332 code for a protein of 380 amino acids. The transcript has 8 exons. Gene Ontology annotation, molecular function: protein binding. Gene Ontology annotation, cellular component: cytoplasm; nucleus. Gene Ontology annotation, biological process: positive regulation of immunoglobulin production; positive regulation of B cell proliferation; positive regulation of adaptive immune response. NCBI's taxonomy places the organism in Eukaryota, Metazoa, Chordata, Mammalia, Rodentia, Chinchillidae.